Larimichthys crocea (large yellow croaker) is the source of this 7060-nucleotide messenger RNA. It is a transcript of the gene zbtb47b, whose product is annotated as zinc finger and BTB domain containing 47b. The record is from RefSeq and is a predicted model, not a curated record. The coding region runs from base 303 to 2528 and encodes 741 amino acids. Gene Ontology annotation, molecular function: DNA-binding transcription factor activity, RNA polymerase II-specific; protein binding. Gene Ontology annotation, cellular component: nucleus. Gene Ontology annotation, biological process: regulation of transcription by RNA polymerase II. The transcript has 6 exons. Lineage: Eukaryota; Metazoa; Chordata; Actinopteri; Sciaenidae.
UCCAGUACAAAGAAAUGCGCCUGUCUCGCAACUCCCACGUUAAACAGUACCGUGUCCCUUUAAAAACGUCUGACAAAAAGCCCAUAUGAUCCCCGAGCUCCAAUCACCAAUUCCUUCUGCAAAAGCAGCCUCUGCAUUUUUGUCUGUCUGAAUGCUACAGCAGCACGGGGGGAAAAAAGAUUGAGGAUAAGGCAAAAACUGAAGAAAUGUGACAAUUGAACGGUCAUUUUCAUGGCGGAGGGAAAACUGGUGCGAAAGGAGUUAUUCUGGGACUCCUUGGAGCCUCGAAACGCUGGAUCAAAAUGCUCAUAGUGGAGAAGACCACAGACUUCCCCUCUGCUGAGUUCUCUCUGGUGGAGGAUGUGGCUCUACACUUCACCUGUUUGAUGGACAGGCUGAACGAGCAGCGCCUCUUCCAGCCUGACCUGUGUGACGUCGACAUCGUUCUGGUGCGUCAGCACAGCACCUUCCCGGCCCACAAGGGUGUGCUGGCGGCCUACAGCCCUUUCUUCCACUCGCUUUUCGCCCAAAGUAAACAGCUGCGGAGGGUGGACCUGUCUCUGGACGCCCUGACCUCGCAGGGCCUGCAGCAAAUCCUCAACUUCAUUUACACUUCCAAACUGCUGGUGAGCAGCCGCACUGUCCGCGACGUGCUCAACGCCGCUACCCUGCUUCAGAUGAGCGACAUCGCAGCCUCCUGUCGUGACCUCAUCAGCAGCCACUCGCUGAGAACCACCUGCGCAGAUAUGGCCAAUCAAGAAGGGCUCGGUGGCACUGACCCAGCUGCUGUAGUGAUGCCCCCCAGUCAGCUGUACCCAGAGAUCAAACAGGAGUCAGAGCUGGGGAGGGUGUACAAGAGGGAAGGAAGCAGCCCAUUCUCUGUUAGAGUGGAGGAGGCAGGCAAGACGGCUUCCCAGCAGAAGCAGUAUUACCAGAAGGAGGAUGGGUCAGGGGGCGGCGCUAGCACAGGUGUGGCUGCUUUGUGCAAAGUUGAGAGCAACGGAGAGGAGUCGAAGACCACAGAUGGCCACAUCUCCUUCAACAGAGACCAGAUCAUCGUUGAAGUCAACCUCAACAACCAGACCCUCAAUGUGUCAAAGGGAUCCGAGGGCAAAUCGGCAACCGCCACAGAGACGGCCACCAUCUUCGGUCAUUGCCAUGACAACGAGAGAGAUUCAGAAGACGAUGAGGAGAAUGAGGCUGAGAAUGACGACACGGUUGGAGAAGAGGAUGACGAUGACCUGAGGAGGGGGGAUAUGCUAGGACAGAGCAGUGAGGAGGAAGAUGAGGAGGAAGAUGAGGAAGAGGAGGAGAACACCCUAAACAUUCCAGGCUUAGAGCAGCCGGCCAUGAUCGAUCGACCUCGCAGGGGCACCAGAGCCUUUUCCAUGGCGGGUACAACUGCCUCCAUGCGGCAGACACUCACAGAGGCCACGCUGGCCAACCAGAGGCAGGGCGGGAAGAGGACGCUGGACGCAGAGGGCCUGGGACAGAAAGUGAGGCUGGAGGAGAAGCAGCAUUUCCCGUGUAAGAAAUGCCCUCGCGUCUUCAACAACCGCUGGUACCUGGAAAAACACAUGAACGUCACUCACAACCGCAUGCAGAUCUGCAAUAACUGUGGGAAACGCUUCCUGCUGGAGAGCGAGCUGCUGCUGCACCAACAGACCGACUGUGAGAAGAGCAUCCAGUGUGUAACGUGCGGCAAGGCCUUCAAAAAGCUGUGGUCGUUACACGAGCAUAACAAGAUCGUCCACGGCUACGCCGAGAAGAAGUUCUCCUGCGAGAUCUGUGAGAAGAAGUUUUACACCAUGGCUCAUGUCAGGAAGCACAUGGUCGCCCAUACGAAGGACAUGCCGUUCACCUGUGAGACAUGCGGGAAAUCGUUCAAGCGCAGCAUGUCCCUGAAGGUUCACUCUCUGCAGCACUCAGGAGAAAAACCCUUCAAGUGUGAGAACUGCAGUGAGCGCUUCCAGUACAAAUACCAGCUGCGUUCCCACAUGAGCAUCCACAUCGGACACAAGCAGUUUAUGUGCCAAUGGUGCGGAAAGGACUUCAACAUGAAGCAGUACUUUGACGAACACAUGAAGACACACACUGGAGAAAAGCCGUACAUCUGUGAGAUCUGUGGGAAGAGCUUCACGAGCAGGCCCAACAUGAAACGCCACCGCCGCACCCACACCGGUGAGAAGCCCUACCCGUGCGAGGUGUGUGGCCAGCGCUUCCGCUUCUCCAAUAUGCUCAAGGCCCACAGGGAGAAAUGCUUCCGCGUCAGCAACCCCAUGGUUACCGACGGCAACAACCCCCUCGGCCUUGACCAGCCUCUGGACUCUUCCGGUCAGGUGCAGCUGGGGGCGGCACUCCCCGCCACGUCUGUGACCACACCCGCCGCUGCCUCUAGCCCACACCCCCUCCAUGGAACCCAGCUGUCUCUCCCCCUGCUGCACUCCAUGGGAGGGCUGCCACCCACCCCUCAUUUACCCCCACCGCCUCCCCUGUUCUCUGCCGGUAGGAUGAACUCCAGCAACUAACAAAUCUCUGUAGCAUCGAAAGCACUUUUGUUACUUUUGUUUUUCUUAGAGCUUUUAAGAGGACUCCUGCAGCGGGAGAGUGAUGCACCACAGUGAUGUUUACACUGAGGGGGAAAAAACUGACUGAAGGCUACAUGGAGGCCUCAUAAAAAACACACACAUACACCUACCACAAUAAGAAUUAGUUAUUUUUUACUCUGUUAAAUACAAUAGAUAACCUCAGAGUCCAGUAGGACGCGUUGUCACCAAGCUUCUCCUCAUGAAUUUCACAACUCUGUUCUGGUUUCAUUUGGGAUUUUCCACUACCACACAUAUCUCUCCAGAGCCUUGCACAAUGCAUUGAUUGUAGCGUCUUUUACAAAGCGGGAGGAAGAGUUUUCCUGAAUCUUCACUCAUAUGGAGGUCAUCAGUCAAGUGAGAACCACGCCACGGUGAGAGAGAAAAAAAAAGGUUUUAUUUUUUGGUCGUCCUCUGCCAAGAUGUAGCGAGUGGUUCUUGUCCGACCCAGCAAUAACCAAAUGCUGAUUUGUCUUUGAGCAUAUACGUGUAUAUGGCAUUGCCAAUAACCAAAUCCUGUAAGCUCACCCGCUAUAGUUAGAAAAUGUUAUACAGCAUUUAUAAUCGAUCCUGCACCUUACAUUUAACUCUAGUGAUAUUUAAAAUGUACUCCUAAUUGUCUUCAUUUUUAUAAUUGUGGUAGUGUGUAAUCCGUGGCACGUUACGUCAAUUUGUAAGAGGACGUAAGAGAAGUCGUGACGCAUGGAGAGUCAGCCGUGCAAUGCAGUGUGUGGUGUUCGUGACUGUGUGUGUGUGUGUGAGAGAUGUGAAGAAGAGGCGGGAGAUGAGGAUCUUCAGAUCUACGUUAAGCUAAACAGCGCUUGAGCUUCCCCGAGUCAGGAGAUGGAGUAAUUUGUUGACUCUCAUCUUUUGCUUACAUUAAGCAAGCGCGCUCCUCUCCUGUAGAUCUGGCUUUGAGACGAUAUCGCACUUUUCUGUGACUUGUUAGUAAAACCUAAUGUACUCAGACCUACAGUAUCUAACGUUAAUGUUAACUUACAGCUCAUUUCCCAACUAAACCCGAUCUAUGUAAUUAGUUACCAAGAGUGUAUGGAUAAUAAUAUUCACAAAACCCUGCUUAUGUAGCUCAUUAAGUGUGCACAUUUCAUCAUGAUGUAUAUUGUGAAAUGAUCAACUUUAUAUUCCAAUGCCUAAAUCUCUCAAAGAGCACUGACAGUGAUUACUUUUGGCACAACAGAGCGAUGCACUAUAAACUACUCAACUACAGUGAUCUGUAGAAGCUGAUCAGAGUUAGAGGUCUAUAAUAAUACCGCUCAAAAACGUGUGGCUCUAUGUGCACUUUUGACAAUUGUUUGUCAUAAACCUACUGGAGUAGAAUUUAAAAAUAUAUAUAUAAUCAAGUCCUUGUCAGUAAAAAGUUCUUAUAUUGAAGGAGUAGUUUGACAUUUCUGGGAAGUACACACAUUUGUUUUUUUUUGCCGAAAGUUAAAUGAGUUUGUUUGUACAGUAUAUAUACGAGCUACGUAACCUAACGAGCACCUGGUUAGCUUAUGUAGCUUAGCACAAAGACACUAGAAACAAAGCGAAAUCGCUGCCAUGGCUCUUCUGAAGCUAAAAAAUAAAAUGUGUGCAGAAAGAAACAUAAAAAUGAUAAUUUUAUAUAAUUUUACUGGGGGUCAAAAUGUUAAAUCUAAAGCCAGUUAUCUCAUAAGCUAAGUAAACAAAGCUCUCUAAAGUCAUUCUCAGAUUUACUCGUCCAGCGGCUUCUUGCUCGCUCACAGUCUCUUCUCUUUUGUUAUUAUGUCCAUAAAGGCUGCUGAGCCCGAUUACAUUGUUUGCUCAGCCAGCUCCGGUUCUGGCAUGACACUGGCUCCGCCCCCUGUCAGCAUUCCCCUGCACCCCGGGUCUAAAAACCUCCUCUUAGCUUAGCUUAAAUACUGGAAAUAGGUGGGAAAAGGUGGCCUAGCUCUGUUCAAAUGUAACAAUAUCUGCUUACCAGCUGUGUCCCCUUGUUUCCAGUCUUUAUGCUGAGCUAAACUAACUGCUUCAUAUUUAAUGGACAAAUAUGAGAGUGGUAUCAAACUUCUCAUCUAACUCUCUACAAAGCAAAUACUUCCCAAAAUGUCAAAAUAGUCCUUUUUUUAAAAAUCUGACAUUUCAAUCGAUGAAUUAUCCAAAAAGAGUCUCUGUGCACUAUCGAUGCACUCCCGCACACUUUAUCUAUAGAUAGCCUACUUGUAGUGUAGCAUUAACCUGUAAAUAUUGUUAAGAUGUGUCUCUUCCUCGUGAUUAAUUCCUCAUGUUUACAUUUGGAGAUUCAGUUGAAUGUGCCCCCACGUGUGUCUUGGCUGGUACUACCGAAAGUUGGAAUUUGUGGAUAAGCUUUUGUAAAUGUAAUAAGCUGUUCAUUGUUUUAUUUAAAAGACAAAUUUAAGCACCUUAGUGUUGUCUUAUGUCUUAGCUCACCCCAGUUACAUGUAUUUUUUAAACUGCCAUGGUUAAAUGGUUAGGGCCACAUCAGAUGUUAUUUGAUAAUGGUACUCUGUCUUUUUUUUCCUUUCUUUCUUUAUUUCUUUUCUCUUCAUGUGUCUAACACGUGUUUUUGUAUUUUGAUUUGCUGCUUUUGUACAGGGUCCAGUUUGAGACUGCCCUUUAAAUGGAAAAAAAAAAAAAAAGUCUAGAGCUGUUAAAUUGUUGAAUAUAUUCUGGCUGUGAUAAAUCCAAUUUAGCCUUACUGGACAGAGUCAGAAAUGAGCUACAGUUUAGACAUUUGGAGCAGUUUGAUGAGGUAACUGCCAACAUUUUAUACCCAUCUAAGGUUUGAUCUGCUCAUCGAUAGACGGCCCUUCUGAUUGUCGACAGAGAGAGGACGAAAGGAAACCGGGUCAAUGUCAAACAAACAUAAGGACUGUUGCUCUCUUGUGGCAUCUUAGUAAACUGCACUCUGUCAGCAAUCCUACACUAAAGAAAGAGAAAAGCCUCCAUUAAAAGUACAUUAAAAAUGUACUUAAUCAAGUAUUUUCCCAUUUCACUGUUUUGAGAAGCACUAGCCCAAGAGACAAUACUGAGAAACUGUGGUUAUAGUUUGUGUAUUCGCCUUAUACUCGGAGGGAUUUUGAAUGUUUUUGUGUUGUGGAUGAUGGUAGUAGCUGAUGGUAAAGGAGGAGCGAUAGUAGUUAAUACUACUGAUUUAUGCACUUUGAAUUUGAUUGCUACACUAGCCCAUAAUGGGGAACAUGUGAUACAAGGUGAGAAAAAUAAGUAGCAGAGAUGUGUAAAGAUGAUUUCCACUAUUUAAUCUAAAUCCAAAGGCAUACAUUUCACUUUUAAAUGUACCGUCUGGAUAUUGAUGCUCAUAAAUGAUUAACAAAAAUCUAUAAACUAACCGUCAAUUUACGUGUAUUAUUUGUUUGAAUUUGAUCAGACUUUUGUGGGCAGUAAGUGGCAGACGGGGCGGCCUGACAGUUUUGUUUCCUAGAAUUACUUAUUCGCUGUUUGUGGCAUCUUGCACACUGUGUCAGUGCACCUAAACUUGUGUUUUGUGUGUUUCUGCCUGUUUUUCACUGUGCCGCUCUUUAACAAAGUAUUUGUGACGACUCCCCGAGGGUGCAUACAGUGCAGCUACGGCUGAUUGGUUUAGUCACUUAUCACUACCUUAAUCAAGAGAAAUUAGUUUUAGGUUGUACCAGUUUUCUCCUCCUAACAUGUGACUGUUAUAUUUCAGUCUGUGAGGAAAAUGUAAAGGUAGGUGUCAUUUGCCAAAUUGAGUAAUGAGAAAGAUAUUAAUUAUUGUGAGCACUUUAUUACUCCAAUUCAGCUAGCAAAGCUUUGAAGGCUGAAACAGUUGCAGUUAUUUGCUGACAGCAGGCGUGUGUUGUUCAGGGUUUUUUUUAAAUAUAUUUCCAUGGCAUAAAAUUAUAGGAAAUUACAAAAAUGCAGUCUCUGCCAGAAAUGUGUCCUUGGCAGGUGUUCAGUCCUCUGAAACAACAUUUUGUUUAGACCAAAGGGACAUCAAAACUGUUUGUUCAGACCCUGCAAAUAAAAUAAGCCCUACUAUAUGUACCUGCUUGUAAUCAGACUGAAAUAUUAUACUAGAAAACCUACUUAGGUUACAGACCAGUGUAGUAUUAAUCAAUGGCUGUUAAUUAUAAACAUCAUCAUUGAUCAUUUUGGAAGCACUGAGAGGUGAUCUAAUAAAAUUAAAAGCCAAACUUUAUCAAACUACUUGGUAAAUUGUAAAAAUAAAAAAAGUAAUGUAAAAGGUACACAUUAUAUUUCAUGUAUAGUGACACAGUGUUCAGAGGAAGUGUUGUGUGAAAGUCUAAAUCCAACGUAGAAAGCAGAAUUUAAAUGUUAAUCCUUUGUUUUGGAUUAUUUAGUGAACAAGUCUUCCCUAAAUCCGUCUCAGAACAAGACAAAACUCAACUGUGACGAACACUUAAUCAAGCUGUACAAUGAAUACGUGUCACUGACGGACAUUAAUGAGCCCCGACAUCUCCAAAAUCCUUAAAAAA